AUGCCCAGGACCGAACUGACCAUCCGCAAGAGAGCCAAGCACACGCGCUCGAAUCUGGGCUGCGGCGUCUGCAGAAUCCGACGAGUGCGAUGCGACCGCACACAUCCCGUUUGCCAUCGCUGCUCGAGCACCGGCCGCGUGUGCGACGGGUAUCCUACCCAGCAGCCAGCGUCGACACCAUCUCCGCGAGCUUCCAACGAGAGGAGCGGCCUCCCGCUCGCCCCCAGGGUCGAUUCCUCUCUCCAGUCCAGCUUCCCGGAAUCGCUUAGUGAUGAGGAGACCAGGGCUUUCCACCACUUCCGGCAGAGCACCGCCGCCGAUCUCGCGGGUGAGUUUGCGACCGACUUCUGGGGCCGCUUGGUGCUUCAAUUCGGUCAUCGGGAACCAUGUGUCCGCCAUCUGACCAUCGCGAUCUCGUCGUUGCACGCUAGUCUCGUCAACGAUGGCUUCGCUACCUCGCUCUAUCCCAUUCUACCUGUGGAGGAUCUCAGACGUCGAGCCGUUGCUCAGUACACCAAGGCGCUGCACCUCUUCAACCAGCACAUCGUCUCCAAGCAGGGCUCCUCGUUCGACGUGACCAUGCUCUGCUCCCUGCUGUGCAUGACCUUCGAGUGGCUGCGGACAAACCACAAUGCCGCCCUUGUCCACCUGCGCAGCAUUCUCCGGUUGGUGCGUGAAUGGCACGAGACCAGCACCGGCUCGACAGGGCGCAGCACCGGGAACCAGACCUCGUACUGGUCGCCCAGCGGCCAUCUGAUCCGAUCGACGCUCUUCCCCAUGCUGAGGCGGACAAUGAUGGAGGUGCGGUCGAUUGUUAAUAACGCCGACGACAUGGUGUUUCCUGCCAUUGAGUCAGAAACGUCAGACCCGGACACCUUCAGCAACGUGGUCGAGGCGAGAGACAGCCUCUUCGUCAUUCUGGGAGAUCUGUACGACCUGUUUAUCACCGUGGGUCCUGCGAAGCCCAAGAUUAGGCCGCGCCAACCGUCGGGGCAGAAGAGCCUCACUCCUCAAGCAAGAUGGGAUCUCUGGUCGACCCGAUUGAAGAAUUUCCUGGCGCAAAACCCAACACAGCAUAGCCUGGCCGCGUCGCUGACGCUGCAGAUCUGGCAAAAAACCACAGGGAUCAUGUUGGCCGUCAAAGAUGUCCAACAGGAGGUAGUGUUCGACAUAUUCACGGAUACGUUUGAGACCAUCGUCGACCUCUCCACCCAGCUGUACUCGCUCCCGAGGUCCGGUCUCUCGGCAGACAUGUCCAUCGUGGCCGUGUUAUACUUCACCGCCACCAAGUGUCGCCAUCCGGUCAUUCGGAGGAGAGCGCUCGGGCUGUUGACGGCCGCGCCGCGCAGAGAGGGGAUCUGGCAGAGCGAGGGGGCGGCCAAGGUCGCGGCGGAGAUUAUGGAGAUCGAGGAAGGGCUUUUCGCUGGGGAGGUAACGAAAGAGACGGACUUGGAAGAGAGUGCGAGGGUGAAGCAGGCAGUGGUAGACCUGGGGGGCGAAGACACCACAUGGACGAUUGGCAUGAUUAUGAGCGGCGGUGGGACAUGGCACCGGGGUCUGCACCCUCCGUUUGGGCUGCAAAAAUAA
This is a messenger RNA of Clonostachys byssicola, 1587 nucleotides long. Lineage: Eukaryota; Fungi; Ascomycota; Sordariomycetes; Hypocreales; Bionectriaceae. The record is from the annotation of a GenBank genome assembly.